CCGAACCGAACCUUUGCCAUCUGUGGAAAGAAUCGUAUGUCAGGUCAGGGAUACCUCACAUGGAAGAGGCAUGCAACAGGCCAUUCCCUGGGCAUGCGUAGUAUCUGUCUAAAUCAAGGAAACGCAGUGAAUGUACAGCUGUACAUAAUGCUGUUGCUGCUGCUCUACUUUCACACACUGCCCGCGGAGUACGUACCGUACGCUCUCAAAGAGCAGAGCGAAGCGAAGCGAAGGAGAGAGCGUCGGAGCGAGUUAGAGAGAGAGUGGCAUUAGAAGAGAGAGCGAGGCGAGCGACUGCUUCAUGGGUUUGAUGAGACUGCUUCGAUUGCUCGCUCGACCAUUUGUGGCCACUUUUUGUUUGGGUUUUGCUUUUGCUGUUGCUGCCGCUCCAGCUGUUGACGAAGGUCUCUGUCUGCUCGCAGUGCUGUUGGCCUCCACUCCAGUCCACACCGCUCCGCCUCUAAUUCAAUUCGCGUUCUUCCGCAAAAAUAAAACAAUAAGAAAGAGAAAAUGAGCUGGCAAUUGCACAAGCGUCAAAACUGAGCAGCCGAAACAUCAGUCACCAACGGGACAGCAAAAACAGCAGCAGAAGGGUAAGCAGUAAGCAGUAGUAGCAUCAGCAGCAGCAGCAGCCCGGAGAGAAACAGAAACAUCGAAGACAACAAUUUGCCACGACGAUGCCACCGCACAAGUGGACGGACGAGACGCGGGACGCUUCUUGCUACUACGGGGACGCGGAUGAUGCUGCCAAUAGGCGGCACCACUCCUCCUCUUCCCUCGACGACGAUGACGACGAUGAUGAUGCGGAUGACGAGCAGGAGGCGUUCUGCGCGGGCGACAGGCCGCUCAUUAGGGGCGUCGGCGGUGGCGGUGGCGUUGGUGGUGCGGCCGCAGCGGGGGCCGAGGGCAGCGACGGCUGCGGCCUUAAGACACGCAACAUUUUCGGCCUGAUGGGAUUCCUGGGCUUCGCCGUGGUCUAUGCCAUGCGGGUGAACCUGUCGGUGGCCAUUGUGGCCAUGGUCAACCAGACGGCCAUUCCUCACAGUAACGGCUCUGUGGUGGACGAUGACACGUGCCCCAUGCCGGAGCCGGGGCGCAACGACAGCGGCCACCGGAUGCCCGAGGGCGAGUUCGUCUGGGACGAGGCCACCCAGGGCCUGGUGCUGGGCAGCUUCUUCUACGGCUACGUGCUCACCCAAGUUCCCGGCGGACGCAUGGCCGAGCUAAUUGGCGGAAAACUGAUAUACGGAUACGGCGUGCUGGUCACGGCCAUCUUCACGCUCCUCACGCCGCUGGCGGCGCGCUGGGACCUGCCGCUGCUUAUCCUGGUGCGCAUACUUGAGGGCAUGGGCGAGGGCGUCACAUAUCCGGCCAUGCACGCGAUGCUGGCCCACUGGAUACCGCCGUUGGAGCGCAACAAAUUCGCGGCAAUUGUCUAUGCUGGCUCCAACAUCGGCACCGUGAUCUCCAUGCCCCUGGCCGGAUGGCUCUGCUCGCUAGACUUCCUAGGCGGCUGGCCCUCGGCCUUCUACAUCUUUGGGCUUCUGGGCAUCCUGUGGUUCGGCUGCUGGAUGUAUCUGGUGUACGACAGGCCCAGCCUACAUCCGCGCAUCUCCCUCAAGGAGCGGGAAUACAUCGAGAGGAGCCUUCGCACUCAGUCUCUGAUCAGCCAGCAUGAUGAGGAGGAUGGGGAGGAGGAGGGCGGCGGCGAAGAGGAUGGGGAAGGCGUUCGACUGCGACAUGGAGAGGAUGACAGCAUACCCUGGCGCUCUCUGCUCACCUCGGUGCCGCUGUGGGCCAUCUUGCUGACGCAGUGCGGCCAGGCCUGGGCCUUCUACACGCAGCUGACGGAGCUGCCCACCUACAUGAGCAACAUCCUGCACUUCGACAUCCAGUCGAAUGCCCUGCUGAACGCUGUGCCCUACCUCACGGCAUGGUUUGUGGGCAUCGCCUGCUCCGCCCUGGCCGACUGGAUGCUGGCCAGGCGCUACAUUUCGCUGAUCAACUCCUACAAGCUGUGGAACACGGUGGCCUCCGUCGUGCCCUCACUGGGCCUGAUCGGCAUCAUUUACGUGGGCUGCGACUGGGUAUGGGUCACCUUCAUGCUGGCGGGCGUCGGCUCCUUCGGCGGCGCCGUCUACGCCGGCAAUCAGAUGAACCACAUUGCACUGAGUCCACGCUACGCGGGCACCAUGUACGGCAUCACCAAUUCGGCGGCCAACAUCUGCGGCUUCUUGGCUCCCUAUGUAAUCGGGCUGAUCAUCAAUCACCGCGAGACCCUCUCCCAAUGGCACAUUGUCUUCUGGCUGGCCGCAGCUCUCAAUAUUGGCGGAAACUUUAUCUAUCUAAUCUUUGCCAAUGCCGACGAGCAAAGCUGGUCGCGUGCUGGUCGUCGCAGAGGCACGGGCUCGAGGGCAUCAUUGCGCACCUAGCGGGAACUGAGGCGCCAGGGUGAGCGCCAUGUACCUAAAGAAAGCAUCGCUAUACAGUUAGAGAAUAAGCAUGUGUGAUAAUUCCAAAUAUCCAAAAUCCAGGCAGAAGAUAUUGGAAUAUACCAGUGGAAUAUAUGUGUGUGUAGUUAUAGGACAGUAUUGAUGUAGCUUCCAGUUGAAACCUAUGAAACUCUAGUGCUACCAGGAGGAGGGUGCAUCAGGAGCAACCUCUUCCAUCUCCUUCUUGAUGUUAACUGUUUUAGUAGAUACAAUCUAUAUAUAUGUAUGUGUAUAUUUAUGUGUAUUUGGUGUAUCGUUUUAUAUGAACUUUGUUUUGCUAGGCGGCUUUUUUUUAUAUAUACAUACCUACUAUAUGUAUAUAGGUACGGAGCAUCAUACAUAGAUACUAUAUAUACUAUAAUAAUACGAUGAUAUAUACAAUCCGGACGGACAAUGAUAAGUUUGGUUCUCAGCCUCGGGUUUAGCCUGGGACACACACAAUAUAUGUGUUUGUAUAUGUAUAUAGCUUUAGAAUGAAAUUAUACACAUCCUAUACACAACAUACAUACCAAGUAUAGAACUAGUUCGAAGUAAGAAGUAAAUAAAUGUUGUUUACAUAGUAC
This is a messenger RNA of Drosophila obscura, 3055 nucleotides long. RefSeq names its product putative inorganic phosphate cotransporter (gene MFS10). The transcript is spliced from 3 exons. Lineage: Eukaryota; Metazoa; Arthropoda; Insecta; Diptera; Drosophilidae. The record is from RefSeq and is a predicted model, not a curated record. Gene Ontology annotation, biological process: transmembrane transport; monoatomic anion transport. Gene Ontology annotation, molecular function: transmembrane transporter activity. Bases 678 to 2432 code for a protein of 584 amino acids.